UAACAAUCUACAAGACAAGCAUUAAAAAACUCUUGAUUAACAAUGGCCGCUGAACCAUCCUUAAAGUUAAAAAUAAAGCUGCCAACGCGUGUGCAGCCAGAAGUGUUGCCAUCUUCAGAAGAAAUUGGCGUCUACACCAAUAAGAUACAUUACUUGCGUAAGUAUCUGCUAGACGAGCUGGUCAUGAAGAAGUUCGCCAUGGACUUUAUGGAGCCGGUGGAUACGGCCGUGCUAAAAGUGCCCAUGUACUAUACGAUCAUCAAGAAGCCUAUGGAUGUGGGGACUAUUAUAAAGCGUGUGCAGAAUAGAUAUUAUCAUGGCGUGGAUGAGCUCAUCCAUGACUUUCGCUUGGUUAUCAGCAACUGUUUUACGUUCAAUAGACCAGGCGAAGUGGUCUAUCGCAAUUGCCAAAAGUUGGAGAAGUUCUUUUAUAGAGUACUCAAUAAAAUGCCGCGUGGCGAGGAGAAGCCAAGCACCAAGGAUCCAUUGGCUUCGGGCCGCAUAAAUCGGUCGGAGCGCGCCUCGGAGCUUGUACAGCGCCAGUGUCGGGAGCAACUACAGAAACUAUUCUACAACAGCUCCACUGAGGAGGAUCCCAGUCUGCGCAAGUUUCUCUGCGCCAAGUGGGAGAUCCUCUCCCAAAAAGUGGAAAAUCAUUAUUUUAAAACUGUGGAGGAGUUUCGUUUCGAAGUCGACGGCAUCUUCCUAAGCAUUGACAAGCAACUCAAGAUGUUUCACACAGUCUACACCGAUGAAGACAGCUUCGUGGAGCCAAUAGAGCGCUCAACGCUACAAAAAGAAGAUAUUAACGUUGUGAUUAAUGCGCUCAAGAAGGCUGAGACUAGCGUGGAACAAUUCGCUAAGCAUCACACUAGAGAGCGAGAAAUGCGCGCUAUUGAAUUUAUUGAUGCAUAUGCAGACAGCGCUGAUACUCUCAAGCGUAAAAUUAUGCAGUCGCGUUUGGAAGGAGAUUGUGGGAAUAUGGAGUCUGUGGAAGAGAAAAGCUCUGACUUAAUGGAGCAGCAGAAAGCACUAGCUGAGGAGCAAGAGCUAGAGAUGCGGGAUGGGGAAGAUGAGCAGGAUUAUGAAGAAGACGGGUCAGAUGAUGAGGAAGAUGGCCAGGAUUAUGAGAAAGAUGGGUCAGAUGAUGAGGAGGACGGGCAAGAUGAUGAAGAAGAUGGGCAGAUGGAUGAGGAAGACGGCCAGCAUGAUGAGGAAGGUGCGCAGAUUGAAGAGGAAGAUGGGCAGGAUUAUGAGGACGAUGCGCAGAUUGAUGAUGAAGAUGGGCAGGAUUAUGAGAAAAAUGCGCUGGUGGAUGAAGAAGAUGAGGAGGUUGAUGAGGAGGUUGAUGCGGAGGUUGAUGAUGAAUAUGCCCAGAUUGAAGAGGAAGAUGGGCAGGAUUAUGAGGACGAUGGGCAGAUUGAUGAUGAAGAUGAGCAGGAUUAUGAGGAAGAUGCGCAAACUGAUGAGGAAGAUGCACAGAUUGAAGAGGAAGAUGGGCAGGAUUAUGAGGACGAUGGGCAGAUUGAUAAGCAAGAUCAGCAGGAAUAUGAGGAAGAUGUGCAGAUUGAGGAUGAAGAUGCGCAGAUUGAAGAGGAAGAUGGGCUGGAUUAUGGGGAAGGUGCCCAGAUUGAUGACGAUGACGAAGAUGGGCAGGAUGAUGAGCAAGGUACGCAGACUGAUGAUGAGGAAGAUGAGCAGAGCUAUGUGGAAGUUAUGCAGCUUUAUGAGGAAGAUGCGCAGACUGAAGAGGAAGAUGGGCAGGAUUAUGAGCAAGAUGUGCAGAUUGAUGAGGAGGAUGCUCAGGUUGAUGAGCAAGUAUAUAAGGAACUUGAGCACAAGGAAGCGGCACAUCAAGAGGAAGACAAUGAAUUUGAUAUAAGCGUUGAGCUGGAAGACUAUGCAAUAGAAGCAGAAACAGGUGAGCAACAGGUGCUUGAGCUGGGUCUGGAUCCAAAUGGAGACCUUUACUACUAUGGAUAUGGGAUGUGGGAUGGCCAGACAUUGGAAAUGGAAGCAAAUAACAGCUCAGACUCCGAACUCGACAGCGACAUUUACUACUAUGAUGAUGCGCGCGUUGAUGAGACAGAAGCAGAAACAGGUGAUCAGCAGGAGUUCGAUUCUGAGCUGGAGCCAAGUCAAGACUUUUACUACUAUGCUGAUGUAAGCGUUGAGCAGGAAGAUGAUGAGACAGAAGCAGAAACAAGCGAGCUUGAGUCAAAUGAAGACCAUUACUACUAUGCUCUGAGGGAUUGCCAGACAGUGGAAAUCAUAGGAAAUAACAGCUCAGCCGCUGAAAUCGAAAGCGAUAAUAUAAAUGACAGCGCGAUUGAGCUUUAACUAAUGCACCUGAAAAUGAUUCGAUGCUCUGGGUGGACCUGCAAAUUAGUAACAGCGAAGAAAGCGAAGACGACAACUUGUAAUAUUUUUAAAACAAUUAUCAAA
Molecule: messenger RNA, 2445 nt
Organism: Drosophila busckii
Lineage: Eukaryota; Metazoa; Arthropoda; Insecta; Diptera; Drosophilidae
Product: gametocyte surface protein P230
Exons: 2
Coding region: 43-2340 (765 amino acids)
Biological process (GO): regulation of DNA-templated transcription; chromatin remodeling
Cellular component (GO): nucleus; chromatin
Source: RefSeq, a predicted model, not a curated record